Messenger RNA from Hydra vulgaris (swiftwater hydra), 1344 nucleotides. Its product is annotated as Golgi reassembly-stacking protein 2. Gene Ontology annotation, molecular function: protein binding. Gene Ontology annotation, cellular component: Golgi apparatus. The record is from RefSeq and is a predicted model, not a curated record. Gene Ontology annotation, biological process: Golgi organization. Lineage: Eukaryota; Metazoa; Cnidaria; Hydrozoa; Anthoathecata; Hydridae.
GGGACACGUAUUAUUGGAUUUUUGUUUUGUUUUGGUAAUUAAUUAUACUUUUCAAGUUUUUUAUGAAAAAGUUUUUAAAAAGUAGUUAAAUUUGUAAUGGGAGCUGGAUCAUCAGUCGAUAUACCUGGUGGAGGAACUGAAGGUUACCAUGUUCUUCGGGUUCAAGAAGGAUCACCUGGAUACAAGGCUGGACUUGAACCAUUCUUUGAUUUUAUUGUCUCAGUAGAAAACCAAAGAUUAGACCAAGAUAAUGAAACAUUGAAGGAAGCCCUUAAACGAAAUGUCGAGAAGCCAGUAAAGAUUCUUGUAUACAGCAGCAAAACAAGAAAAGUUCGAGAUGCAAGUAUUACUCCAAGUAAUCUUUGGGGUGGUCAAGGAUUAUUAGGUGUUAGUAUUAGAUUUUGUUCAUUUGAGGGUGCUGCUGAAAAUGUUUGGCACAUACUGGACGUCCACCCAAACUCUCCUGCUGACCUUGCUGGUCUAAGACCACACACAGAUUAUAUAAUUGGUUCUGAUACUGUAUUACAUGAUGUAGACGAUUUUUUCAGUCUUGUGGAGCAACAUGAAAAUAAGGCCCUUAAACUUUAUAUUUACAAUUCAGAAACAGAUGGUUGCCGUGAGGUUACAAUAACGCCUAAUUCAAAGUGGGGAGGCGAAGGAAGUAUUGGAUGUGGAAUUGGAUAUGGGUAUUUACAUCGUAUUCCUAUUCCUGAUGUUACUAAAUCAUUGCACCCACCGUUCAUUGCUCCGACAACAGUUAGUGCAACUGGUUUUUCGGAGGUGCCGUUACACAUUUCUCCACUUCCCAUUAACACAUCAGGGGUGCAAGAGUCAUUAGGCGGCAUAAACUUUAGUAGUUCUAUUCCGAAAACCACAUCUAUUAUGACGCCAAAUUUAUCAUCAGGAGUAUUAAAUGGAUAUUCUGCAGCACUUACUGAGACUCAGUCUCCGAUGUCUCAUCCGCAUUAUGCAACGCCAAAUGUUUUUUCAACUUCACAACAGGUGCCUCUCUCUAACAUUCUUUCAACGACUGCUUCAAAUUAUCAACCAGCAACACUAAUAGCUAGUAAUGUAGGAUUAAAUCAACCAAUUACAAAUCUAAAUACCAUUACAACUAACACUUAUGCAGUGCAUAACCCUAAUGAUGUAUCACGAAGUCCUGCAGCUCACCCACAUAUUCUCCCAAUGGAAAUCUCACAAAUUAGUAGCGCAACAAUUAUUGCUAAACCAGUUCCAUUAACAACAGAUAUAACACUUGGUGCUACUCCAAGUAAUAUACCUGCAAUUUAAUAAUUUUCUUAUUGUUAUGUAUUAAAAUUUAUUUAAUAAUGUAUUUUUUUUUUU